CCGAUAUAUACUAUGCAUUUCAGUGYAUUAUCRUGCGAAUCAACCAUAUGGGAUUGAAUAACAACGAGAACAAUUAUAAUUAAGUAAAACGGACCGAUAUCGCCGGACGUAUGUUCGACGGGGUCAACGGUAGCGGCGGUGCAGAGGCGGUGGUAGCCAGUGGCAGCAGUAAAAGUGGCAGCGGUCACAUGGACGUCAAAGUAGUGUACGCCAACCCGAACGGCACGCUGUCCAUAUUGCCUGACACGGCGGCCGGUGUGUCGCCAUGGCGUCCGUCGUCUGUGUCGUUGGCCGCGGUGUACCUGACGCUGUCAUCCGCGGCCAUCGCGUCCAACCUAAUGGUGCUGACCGGCAUCGUCACCGCGGACAGGCUGCGGUCACCGUACGCGGUGCUCGUGUCCGCGCUGUGCCUGCAGUGCGCCAUGGACGCCGCGGUCGGCCACUACGUCACAACCAGAGAGCUGUUAGGUGGCGGUGGCGGCGGUAACGGCGGAGGAGUCACCAUGUGCCGCGGCGUGGCCACCGUAACGGCCGCCCUGUCCGCCGUCGAGCUGGUCACGUUUGCCGCACUCACGUGCCUCAACACGUUCGUCCGAGCCGACUACGCCGAGCUGCCYCUGCCGGCCGCUGCUACCCUGUGGGCCGCCCCUUCCAUGUACACGUACGUCAUACUCACACCUACGCUGCUGUUCACCACUCGAUAUUUCCCGUCAAGGUACGUACCACACCGCCGAACGUAUACGACAGGCUAUCCCUGCAUGAUUAAGUGCAUAAAAGACUGCACGUUUUUUACGGCACGAUUACGAGCAAAUUCGCUAACGGGUCGAUGCGGUUUCAUUGUCAAUACAACUGGAUGGUUUUACCCAUCUUUAUUGAUUGUUUUCAGUUUUAUGAUACCCUGGUCGAUAUCAUUUUAUUUUGUUUUUGUAUCUCGACCUUCAACGAUUACUAAAUCGACCAAUAUCAUUGUGACACCCACACAAACAAAAAGCCAAAUCGAUCUUGUACCGUCCAAAUUAAUUUUUGCAUCUUAUACAAUUCUUGUAACACCUAGUCUUAUAUCUUCAAGUGUUUAUCUUUAUAGCAACCCAAAUGUCAAUCCUUGGGUCGAAAACGAAGCACCGGAAGACAUCUUGGAUGGCUACUUAUCAAAAAUGCCAAUUAUGUUUGAUGUAUUUGUGCCGUUGGUCCUAAUAUACUAUCACAAAGUGUUCAGAAAAAAAUGUAGAGAAUUGUAUUUGCAUGGGUUUAGGAAUUCCGUCUCAGACGGACGUCAAAUCUCUAUCGAAAGACUGAGACGAAUUAGAAAGAACGAACGUUUGGCAGAUGACGCACCUGUAUUAUUUCUUGAACGGUCUGGCAUGAUAAGCGUUAGGUUUCCGAGUGAAGACGGCUUCGUGAUGAAGGUAUGUGAUUUGAAUCAAAAAGAGGACAAUAAUUCAAAUAGCAGAAAAGAAGUACGGGUUUCGAAGAAAGUGAGUAAAGGUCCUAAUGAAAGUGGUGUAUAUAGUACAAAAGAACCAAGAGASGAAGAAUCAAGCCUUUGAAGAAAAACAUAAAUAUUUAUA
This is a messenger RNA of Diuraphis noxia (Russian wheat aphid), 1568 nucleotides long. RefSeq lists its product as uncharacterized. NCBI's taxonomy places the organism in Eukaryota, Metazoa, Arthropoda, Insecta, Hemiptera, Aphididae. The record is from RefSeq and is a predicted model, not a curated record.